UAGAGACUCACAUUUUACAUUCACGAAUGUAUCCACAAUGAUAUAGUAAGGGUCCUAAGUCCCGUAUCAUUUAGUGUUUAACCAAUCAAAAGUUAAUACUUGUCAGAUUGUAUCAUUGUGUUAAUUGAAUUGUGAAAAAUGUAUGAGGGUCUCAAACAUUUUCUCAUUUAAAAAAACUUAUCCCUUCAUAUAUAUAUUAUUUUGUGUCCAAUCUCUAACCCUUCAUCUGUGGGGUGGGCUGUUGCAGGGAGUGAUGCCAAUCCAAGACAAGCUACAACAAUUCCAAACCCUAGUAGACCAAAACAAGAUAGACAAAGACCUAAUCAGGCAAUCUUUCUUCCUCUUCGAGUCCGGUUCAAAUGACAUCUUCAACUACUUCCUUUCAUUUGAUCCCCCAACUCUCAAUCCAGACGCCUAUGUCCAAUCCAUGCUGACACAAGUCGAAGACUUCAUUGACAGUCUUUACAGGCUUGGCGCUCGAAGCCUAGCCGUGUUUUCGUUGGGCCCGGUCGGCUGUGUUCCAGCUAGGGCUGUUUUGCCCAGUGCACCUGUGGACCGAUGUUUCGGGAAGAUGAAUAAAAUGGUGAAGAAUUAUAAUCAGGGUUUGGAAAAUCUGGUGAAGAAUGUGCAUAUCAAGUAUCCAGGUGUUGCUGGGGUUUAUGGAGCUGUGUAUGACAUUGUUCAACUCUUUCGAGCUAUGCCAAUGCGUUAUGGCAUCUUGAAUGUAUCCAGUGCAUGUUGUGGGUAUGGAACUCUUGGAGGACAGAUGCAGUGUGGGAAGGAGGGUUACUACAUCUGUUCAAACCCUAAUCAAUUCUUGUUCUGGGAUUUUUUUCACCCUUCAGAGCAUGCUUACAAGCUCAUCUCUAAGCUUUUAUGGAGUGGAAGCCAAUCCCGGAUUCGACCCUUCAAUUUGAAGGCUCUAGCGAACAUUACCCUACUUCACUCGUAAUCUCGAUACUGCUAUUUAAAACUAUGCUCGUGAUUGAACAGUACAACCAGAACCAUUUGAGCAAGAGAUUAAAGAAAAUAAUUAUAUAUUGCAUUGAUACUAUAUGAUGAAGAAUUAAAUUAAAACAUGCAACUUGUGGAGGUUUAUUGAGUGUGUCGGUUUUAUUUAUUUUCAAAAUAUUCAAUCAACUCACCAGUUUUGAGCAUGAGGCAAUUGAAAAGUCCUCAAAUGGUGGUUCAGUUGAUAUUUUCCCAAAAACUGAAUGUAAAAAUUGAGGUUGACGUUUGAACCAAACGUGAAAAAUUAAGAGAUGAUAUUUGAACUAUAGUGUAAAUUAUGGCAGAAGUCCUUGAACUUGACGUAUUUAUUUUAAUUAAUCCUUAAACUAAUUUUUUGUUAAAUUAAGUCCUUAACUUUUCAAAUUGGUUCAAUAUAGUCAUUUUGUUACAUUUUGUCCAUUUGUUGUUGUUAAAUACAUUAUAUGGACUUGACUGAAAGAUAAAUUAGAGA
Messenger RNA from Camellia sinensis, 1462 nucleotides. Lineage: Eukaryota; Viridiplantae; Streptophyta; Magnoliopsida; Ericales; Theaceae. The record is from RefSeq and is a predicted model, not a curated record.